AUGACGUGUGAAGUAAGUGGAAGUUAAAGAUGGAUUCCAUUUGCUCCAUUCUACCUUACUUUAUCAUUUGAAUUGAUGGAAUAAAAUACAGAUGGUUUUCUCAAAAGAUUCAGAUUUUAAGAGUAGAUAGAACCAUAAAAUGAGCAACAAUUAAUUUUUCUUGCAAAGGAAUUAAAAGAUAAUUUAUCUAUUCUCAACUAUGCAUAUUCUGCAGAGAAAAUUAUUUUCAUUUAUGAAGAUGAGUCAACCACUGAUUUUAAAGAAUCAAACAAAGUAUUCUUUCAAAUACCAGUUUACAGAAAACCUUUGAGUAUGUUUCUUACAAACUAUGGUCCUCUAAUAGUACUUUCAUUUUUGAUUUUAUCCAUUUAUCAAUCUGAAUAUGAUUUUGGGGCUAGAAUCGCCAAUAUAGGAGUUUUAAUCCUUGCUCUAAUUUCAUUUAUUCCUUCAAUGAGAUCUAAUAUUCCACCUGUUUCCUACGUUACUUUAUCAGAUAUUUUGCUUGGCUUUAAUCAAAUUAGUACAUGCUUAGUGUUGCUCUGUAGUUUUAUCUAGACUUACCUAUAAUGGAAAUGGUAACAAGACUUCGAAGUUCAAUAAGAAAAUUUCGAAGUAUCUUCGGAAUUCGAACUUUCAAGAUAUUAGAAGAACAUAUUGAAAAACUUAUCUCUAGGGUUUACAAUUGGUUCUCUAAUUUGUGUUGUUAUUCCAGCUUUGAUAUUAGUUUUUAUUUGGACAUUAUUUUACUUUAAGUACUAGAGAAAGUUUGAAAGAAAAAAUGGGCCAAAUAAUUAAGUAAAUGUUAUUUAAGAUAGAAACAUCGAUAUUAAAAAAUACGAAUUUAAACUAAAGCCAAAUGUCAUAGAAAGUUAAACAUUGAGAUAAUAAGAAGAAAAACUAGCUAAAUUGAGUGGUAACUUAGAGGUAAUAAAGGAAGAAGAUGAAUAAUAAGUUAGUGAAAAAGAUCAGAAUGAUGAAUAUGGCGACGAGAACGACAAAUUGUAGUUUGAAUAAUUAAAUUCGUAAUUAUAACCAACUAAUUGA
This is a messenger RNA of Stylonychia lemnae, 1044 nucleotides long. Lineage: Eukaryota; Ciliophora; Spirotrichea; Sporadotrichida; Oxytrichidae. The record is from the annotation of a GenBank genome assembly.